UCACAUGAGUUGCCAUCCCCGAAUUGCUGAUUGCUUUUUAACAAAAAAUUGUUAAGCAAAAAAAAAAACAACGUUUAGAGCUUUAAGAAAGCCAAACAAACAAAGGCAAAUCAGUUAUUAUUACCUCCAUUAGCUACAAUGGAUCCAUCAUUGAGUCUGGCCGAUAAAUUGGCAUCAAAAACAGCCAGCAGCAACUCUCUGGACAGCAGCUCCAAGUCCAGUUCAGGCGGAGGCAUUGAGAAUGGUGUUCUGCGAGACACGCCCUUUGCCUACCUGGACGGUGAAGAGGAUCAGGACCAGAAGAACGAUGUGACCUAUGUUUGUCCAUAUCGUGGACCUGUCUUUGGAGCUCUGACUAUAACCAAUUAUCGUUUGUAUUUUCGUUCGUUGCCAUUGCGAGAUCAGGAGCUUCCGGUUGUCGUCGAUGUGCCACUGGGAGUCAUAGCCAGGGUAGAGAAGAUCGGAGGAGCUACAUCGCGAGGCGAAAACUCUUACGGCAUCGAGAUUUUCUGCAAGGACAUGCGAAAUUUACGCUUUGCCCACAAACAACAGAAUCACUCCCGUCGCACAGUCUUCGAGAAGUUGCAAGCGAAUGCUUUUCCUUUGUCCUACAGUGGGCGAUUGUUUGCAUUUGCUCAUGCGGCGGCUAGGGCCACUGGGGCAGCUGGAGCCACGGCCGCCGGCGGCUGGGAUGGAUGGGCAGUAUAUGAACCGCUAGCUGAAUUGCGUCGCCUUGGUGUACCCAACGACAUGUGGAGGGCAACGAAACUAAACGAGUCCUACGGCAUUUGCGAUAGCUAUCCGGCUGUGUGGGCCGUGCCAAAGGCGGCCUCUGAUGAUUUUCUACGAAGGGUAGCUCAAUUUCGUUCGCGUUGCCGUUUGCCUGUUUUGUCCUGGAUGAAUCCUCGCACACAGGCCACCAUUACUCGAUGUUCACAACCCUUGGUGGGUGUCAGUGGCAAGCGGAAUGCCGAUGAUGAGACCUAUCUGAGUUACAUUAUGGAGGCAAAUGCUCAAUCCGAUAAACUAACCAUUAUGGAUGCGCGACCCAGUGCCAAUGCCAUAGCCAACAAAGCCAAAGGCGGCGGCUAUGAGUCUGAGGAUGCCUAUAAGAAUGUGGAAAUCAAUUUUCUCGAUAUUCAUAAUAUUCAUGUAAUGCGUGAGAGUCUGAGAAAGGUGAAGGAAGCCUGUUAUCCCACCACCGAUGAUUCGAAAUGGCAAACGGCCAUUGAUAGCACCUUGUGGCUAAAGCACAUCCGUUGCGUAUUGGCUGGUGCUGUGCGCAUUGUGGAUAAAGUGGAGACCAUGAGCACUUCAGUGGUGGUUCAUUGUUCUGAUGGCUGGGAUCGUACCGCUCAAUUGACAGCCCUUUCGAUGCUAUUGCUGGAUCCGCAUUAUCGUACAGUACGCGGUUUUGAAGUACUAAUUGAAAAGGAAUGGCUAUCCUUUGGCCACAAAUUCCAGCAACGCAUUGGACACGGUGAUAACAAACAUUCGGAUGCCGAUCGUUCGCCAGUCUUUCUGCAAUUCAUCGAUAGUGUGUGGCAAGUUAGCCAGCAAUUUAGUAAUGCUUUCGAAUUCAAUGAGCAUUUCCUUAUCACCAUUGUGGAUCAUUUGUAUUCGUGUAGAUUUGGCACUUUCCUUUGCAAUACCGAAGCGGAACGGGUGGCAGAAGAUCUCAAGCACAAAACUACUUCAUUGUGGACACACAUCAAUUCCUCGUUGGAUCAGUAUUUAAAUCCUUUGUUUCCCUCUUUUACGCAUGGUGCUGAAUUGGUUUUGCGUCCCAUUGCCAGUGUUCGUGCUGUUCGCUUGUGGAAGGGUCUCUAUUGCCGUUGGAAUCCUGGUCUGUGUGCCCUUCAACAUGGUUGCCAACGUACCAGGGAAUUGCUCUCGAAACAGGAUCAAUUAUUUAAACAUGUCAAUGAAUUGCGAUUGAAGUCAAAUAAUCGUAGCAAUAAUAUGCAAACAACGACGCGACUGGCUUCGCCCAUGCAUUAAGUAUUUUCUAUUAUCUAUCCUACAGUUCUAAUUAUAUAUUUAUGUAAUGUUUGUGUGUGUGUUUAUCUAUAUGAUAUGACCUAGGAAAGCUAUUCCAAAUGUAUUCGCAAUAAGUAAAGAAAAAAAAAACAACCAUUAA
Molecule: messenger RNA, 2140 nt
Organism: Drosophila willistoni
Lineage: Eukaryota; Metazoa; Arthropoda; Insecta; Diptera; Drosophilidae
Gene: mtm
Product: myotubularin-related protein 2
Exons: 2
Coding region: 139-2001 (620 amino acids)
Biological process (GO): dephosphorylation
Molecular function (GO): phosphatidylinositol-3,5-bisphosphate 3-phosphatase activity
Source: RefSeq, a predicted model, not a curated record